Molecule: messenger RNA, 1911 nt
Organism: Dovyalis caffra
Lineage: Eukaryota; Viridiplantae; Streptophyta; Magnoliopsida; Malpighiales; Salicaceae
Source: the annotation of a GenBank genome assembly
AUGGCAAGCGGGCAAGUGUCAAAACGAGUCAAGUUCAAGAGCUCAGUGAAAGACCCUGGCACUCCUGGUCGAUUAUUUUUGACUUUGGAGAGAUUGAUGUUCAAGCCUAAUAGUCCUAAUUCAGCUACAAAGCUUAAUAUGGAGUUUAAAUUCAUUAAAAAUCAUAGGUACACUAAGGAGGGAUCAAAUAAAGCACCAAUGCUUAAUCUCACUUCGAGUCAGGGUGUGAGUUACAUAUUUGAAUUUGAAAGUUACGAUGAUCUCCAAGUUUGCAAAGAGUGUGUAGGCAAAGCCCUUUCGAAGACUGGAGAGACACCAAAGCCCGUAGACACUUCAGAAGUUCCUUCUGAACAACCUAGUACUGAAGAAUUGCUUUCGCGGAUGAACAUGCUGCGAGAAAAUAGAGCAUGGAAAGAUGAUGGGAAACGAGUUCAGAAACCAAUGCUUUUAUAUUUUCUGAAGAAGAGUAAAAAGGUUUUGGACAUAUCUGAUUUUUUCCUUUACGAGUUGCAGAAGCUUCAUAAGCGGUUUGUGAGAGAUGGCAUCUUGACAGAAGCUGAAUUUUGGGCAACUAGGAAGAAGUUGCUCGGUGCAAACUCCAGCAAAAAGUCAAAACAACGGACAGGCCUCAAAAGUGUCAUGCUUUCAGACACCAAGCCAUCAACCGACGGUCGAACAAACAAAGUUACAUUUACUUUGACGCCUGAGAUUGUUCGUGAGAUUUUUGCAGAGAAACCAGCAGUACACCAAGCAUACAUGGAGUUAGUUCCCAAAAAGAUGUCAGAAAGGGAUUUCUGGAGCAAAUAUUGUAGAGCAGAAUACCUCCAACAUGCAAAAAGUGCUAAUGCUGCAGCUGCAGCAGAAGCUGAAGCUGCUGAAGAUGAGGAGCUUGCACUUUUCCUGAAGCCUGAUAAUCUUUUGGCUAAAGAAACUAAGCGGAAGAUCAAAUGUGUUGACCCAACUCUAGACUUGGAAGCUGAUGAAGGGGAUGAUUAUACACAUCUUCCAGAUCAUGGGAUUGUCCGUGAUGGUAGCAAGGAAAUAACUGAAUCACAGCGUCAACUGCAUAUAAGGACUCUGUCGCAGGAGCUAAACAGGCAUGCCGCUGUUGUUCUUCAAGGAACACCUAUAGACGAGGAGCAAUUGAAAGACACGCAGACUGUAGCAGAGGCACUAAACCAGUCAAAACACGGACAGGAUACUUCUAAUGAAGAAGCUGAUAUGAAUGCAAACCAGGACAGAUUAAGUAGAAUUUCAAAAAUGAUGGAGAUUGAUGAUCUUCAGGCAUCAAGUGAUCUUCCUUUGGCACCACUUUCUAUCAAGGAUCCAAGGGACUACUUUGAUUCUCAACAAGCUAGUGCGCUUAAAACUUCAAGAGAUACCAGUAUUGGAACUGAUCCAGUAAAACGCAACCUGAGUGCAGGAGAAUCAUAUGCUUCUUUGAGGGACUCCAUUUCCCUCAUAAAAACCACCGGAUUGGUUGAUCCCAUAAUUACACCAGAAGUUGCAGUCAAGGUUCUUUCAGUCUUGACCCACAAUAUCUCAAGCACUAAAUAUGAUCUUGGGAAGAAUCCUGGGCUAAGUGUUUUGGACACAUUGCCAAAUACAAUUAAAGAGGAGCUACUAUAUCACUGGACAUCUCUUCAAGAGUUAUUGAGGCAUUACUGGUCAUCAUAUCCAAUCACUACUACAUAUCUUUAUACUAAGGUAAGCAGAUUAAAGGACGCAAUGUCAAAAAUUGAUUCACAGCUACAGGAGCUGAAGGAAUCUGUUCUGUCAGAUCUUCGACAUCAGGUUACCCUACUAAUUCGACCAAUGCAACAGGCUCUCGAGGCUGCUAUGCAACAUUACGAUGCAGAAAUGCAGAAGAGAUCAGCGCGUAGUGCAGAGAGAUCAAAUGGAUAUACCUAG